UGAGAAGCAAGCACAAUCUAAACACUUCAGUGUAUGCUGCAUGUCCUUAUUCAUCACCGGGGGGGUCAACUCCUGAGGAGCGGAUGAAGAAACAAAUUUUGCUUUUAUUCACAUUUAGAGGGAUAGUGAGAAAAGGCAAAAAAGGGAAAAAAAGAAAAUGGCCAAUUUUAUAUUACGGAAGGCCCAACCAAAUGACGUGUGUGAUAUCUUGCGACUCAUAAAGGAACUUGCCAAUUUUGAAGAGAUGGGGGAGCAGGUCAUCCUGACAGAGAAAGAAUUACUUGAAGACGGCUUUGGAGAGCAUCCGUUCUACCACUGCUUGGUUGCUGAAGUCCCAAAAGAAAAGCAAACACCUGAAGGAUACACUGUAAUUGCCUUUGCCAUGUACUACUUCACCUAUGACCCUUGGAUUGGAAAGCUACUGUACUUAGAAGACUUUUUUGUCAUGCCACAGUUUCGGGGGUUUGGUAUUGGCUCAGAGAUCCUAAAGGUCUUAAGUGAGACGGCAGUGAGGACUCGCUGCAGCAGCAUGCACUUCAUCGUGGCAGAAAACAACACAAAGUCUAUUGAAUUCUACAAGAGAAGGGGGGCUGCUGACCUGUCGUCCGAAGAGGGGUGGCGCCUUUUUGCUAUUGACAAGGAGGAGCUGUUGAAAAUGAGCAACGAUUGAGAAGUUUAUCUUAUUAUUACAUAGAAAUGUAUAAGUGUAUCCUGCAUGGUACGGAUAUAGCCUGUAGUAUACAGUACAAAACCAUGCUCAAUGUCCUGUAAAUCUAACAUGAAGUGUAAAAUGCAAAUUCUACUGAUUCAACUUCUGACUGCGUGAAUCUCGAGUGAUGUUAUAUUGGAAAAAGAUUUGUAUUGGAUUUUUUCUUCUUUUUAUAUGACAGGAAAACAAUGUGUUUUUAUUUACCACUCCAGUAUGUAUUAAUUCAUAUAUUGAUCACAAGUGGGGGGGCAGGGGGGGG
Molecule: messenger RNA, 968 nt
Organism: Doryrhamphus excisus (bluestripe pipefish)
Lineage: Eukaryota; Metazoa; Chordata; Actinopteri; Syngnathiformes; Syngnathidae
Product: diamine acetyltransferase 1-like
Molecular function (GO): spermidine binding; diamine N-acetyltransferase activity
Source: RefSeq, a predicted model, not a curated record